This is a messenger RNA of Triticum aestivum (bread wheat), 539 nucleotides long. Its product is annotated as nucleoporin gle1-like. The coding region runs from base 9 to 521 and encodes 170 amino acids. Gene Ontology annotation, molecular function: zinc ion binding. The record is from RefSeq and is a predicted model, not a curated record. The transcript is spliced from 2 exons. NCBI's taxonomy places the organism in Eukaryota, Viridiplantae, Streptophyta, Magnoliopsida, Poales, Poaceae.
AAGAGGACAUGCCGAAGACGUGGUUGGAGGCCAGUUUGGACAAGAAGAAGGAGAAGGAUGUGCCCACACCACCAUGUUGGUGUGGUGAUGUUUGCAAGCUGAAGGUGUCCACUGACCGCAACAAGUCAUGGACAGAAGGUAGAAGGUUUUUCGUGUGUCCCAACUAUGCACAUGAUCGUCGAAGGCCAACUAACGCAUAUGACAUACCACCGUCCCCUCCUCCACUUUGCAAGUACUUCACUUGGAUAGAUCACGAGGUACCAAAAGAUAUCCAAGAGGACCAACGUGCAGAUUGGUUACGGAGGCAGCGCCUAUUCGAGGAGUCCUAUGCACGGGGAUUGGAGCGGGAGCGUCGUGAGAAGGAGGCUCGUGAGCGCAAGAAGCGUGAGCAAGAGAGGGCACGCAAAGAGAAGGCGGCUCGUCAAGAAGAGAGGGCAAGCAAACUUGCAAGGGCUCGCGAUGCACGAGAGGAGGACGAGGCACGUGACAAGAAGGGAAAGUGGCCCCGGACUACUCAGUAGACAAAUGGAAAGGCACCG